Nematocida minor is the source of this 540-nucleotide messenger RNA. RefSeq lists its product as uncharacterized. The record is from RefSeq and is a predicted model, not a curated record. Lineage: Eukaryota; Fungi; Microsporidia. The transcript has a single exon. Bases 1 to 540 code for a protein of 179 amino acids.
AUGACGCAGGAAGAAAGAAACAGAGGAAAAGUGGAGAAAAGCAAGAAGGCGCCUGACAGCAUAGACUGCAUCUUAAGCGACCAAGAUGAACUAGACAUCGACAACAUCCGGCUGAUUGACUACGGCGCAAAAGACGAUGAGCUGCUAAAGGAUCUCUCCAUAAACGACGAGGAGAGCAUAGAUGAGCUAGACAUGACCAAGAUAUACGAGAACGAGCUGGAGCAAAGCGACGACGACCUUGAAAUAGGAGACGAAGAGAUGAAAAAGAUAAGAGGGUUUGAAGAGAGCAUCAACCAGAAAACGAAGAACAAACGCAACAUGCUCAGCACCUUUUAUCCGCACAUGGAGACGGGAUACAACUCGCACGUCCCAGACCUGAACAGCGAUGUAGAUAACGAUAUAUGCAAAGAAAACAUCAAGAAGAUCUAUAGCUACCUGAAGGAAGACCAGGAAAAAGAAGAGGAAAUACAGAGAGAAAUUGAAAAAACGAUAGAGUAUAUCGGCAAUAUCAGAAAAAAUAAUGAACAGCCAAACGAAUAA